AUGGACGAGCUUAGGGAUUCGGUGCAGCCUCCUGAGGCUAGAAAGAAGGUAUUGCCAAAGUUACCAGCCGAUUUAUUCAGCCGCUGGCACGUUGAAGUUCAGAACGUUCAGCUAAACUUCGGCCCGCAACAUCCGGCGGCACAUGGUGUCCUGCGCUUGAUCAUGGAGCUGGAUGGAGAGAUCAUAGGACGAUUAGAUCCUCACAUUGGUUUGUUGCAUCGUGGCACAGAAAAGCUGAUUGAAUACAAAACCUACACUCAAGCUCUACCCUACUUUGACCGUUUGGACUAUGCGUCAAUGAUGUGCAACGAACAAUGCUAUGCGUUGGCUGUGGAGAAAUUGCUCAAUGUGGAGAUUCCUCCACGAGCAAAAUACAUCCGUACCUUGUUUGCUGAAUUAACCAGACUAAUGAAUCACUGUCUGGCCGUGGGAUCUCACAUUUUGGAUGUUGGUGCAAUCACUCCAAUUUUCUGGCUUUUUGAAGAACGAGAGAAGAUGUUCGAAUUUUAUGAGCGCGUGUCCGGAGCCCGGAUGCACGCCGCCUACAUUCGCCCAGGUGGAGUCUAUCUUGAUCUACCGCUUGGGCUCAUGGAUGACAUGUAUCAGUUCUUGGAAAAAUUCGUACAGCGCAUUGAUGAGCUGUGCGACCUUCUACUGAACAAUCCCAUUUGGAUCAAUCGGACGAAAGACGUGGGCGUGGUGAGCGCUGAAGAUGCCCUAGAUUUGGGUUUCUCUGGUCCGAUGCUUCGUGGAAGUGGGAUCAAAUGGGACCUGCGAAAGGCGCAACCGUAUGAUGCUUAUGCGGACAUGGAAUUCGACGUGCCCAUUGGUUUGCGGGGCGACUGUUACGAUCGAUUCGCGCUUCGUUUGGAGGAGAUGCGACAAUCAAUCCGGAUCAUGCAACAGUGUCUGAACAAAAUGCCUCCGGGUGAGGUGAAAGUAGACGAUGCCAAAAUCACACCGCCGAAGCGUGCAGAGAUGAAGGAUUCGAUGGAAGCGUUGAUCCAUCACUUCAAACUGUUCUCCGAAGGCUACCUGGUUCCACCAGGUGCAACCUACACGGCUGUGGAGGCACCCAAGGGCGAAUUUGGAGUGUACCUGGUUUCUGAUGGGACCAACCGCCCCUAUCGUUGUAAAAUUAAGGCACCCGGAUUCGCUCACUUGGCUGCUAUCGAUAAGCUGUGCCACGGAUUUCUGCUGGCCGAUGUCGUUGCCGGACUUUGGAUAUUGUCUUUGGUGAAGUGGAUCGAUGAGCUCAAGUGGCUGUCCCUCCUCUCUCCUUCCGCGAUUACCAAGCCAUCAGUGGACCUACCCCAUCCCGUUCCAAUAUGGAUUUCCUCUUUCUUCUUCGAAACCUUUGGUUUCGGACUGAUGGAUUACGAUGAAUUGUCUCGACACACCAAAGCCUUACUCCACAAUUUACCAAAUAGUUUCUCGGAAUUUGAACAUCGUUUGUUUGGAGUGCUCUCCUCCGACCACCUGUCCGAAACCGGCAAACUGAUCAAAGACAUAUCUGCAACCUUGAACUUGAUUUCGUCCAAUUGUGAUCGGUUAUCGAACCUGCUACACACAGUCGACCCGAUUUCUCGUCGAUCUCAAGCGCGAUUAUCACUAGACCAAAUGCGUUAUGAAUGCAAACAGUACCAAGCGAACCUACAGGCAGCCGAACGUAAAAGGCACGUUGAACUAUUUUUUGAAUCUUUCUUAACUACUCUUGAGUAG
Molecule: messenger RNA, 1722 nt
Organism: Opisthorchis viverrini
Lineage: Eukaryota; Metazoa; Platyhelminthes; Trematoda; Opisthorchiida; Opisthorchiidae
Exons: 11
Coding region: 1-1722 (573 amino acids)
Biological process (GO): mitochondrial electron transport, NADH to ubiquinone
Molecular function (GO): NAD binding; NADH dehydrogenase (ubiquinone) activity; quinone binding
Source: RefSeq, a predicted model, not a curated record